This is a messenger RNA of Raphanus sativus (radish), 1146 nucleotides long. RefSeq lists its product as uncharacterized. Gene Ontology annotation, molecular function: zinc ion binding. The record is from RefSeq and is a predicted model, not a curated record. Bases 1 to 1146 code for a protein of 381 amino acids. Lineage: Eukaryota; Viridiplantae; Streptophyta; Magnoliopsida; Brassicales; Brassicaceae. The transcript has a single exon.
AUGCGGAAAGUUCUUGUUGUUGAUGGGACAUUUUUGAAGAGCAAGUACAAAGGAGUAUUACUUGUUGCUACAGCUUUAAAUGGAAACUCUAACUUGUAUCCUAUUGCAUUUGGGGUUGUGGACUCAGAAAAUGAUCGUUCUUGGGAUUGGUUUCUGAGACAUCUAAAACUUGUUGUUGCGGACGAGCGUUCUCUAGCUUUUGUGUCAGACAGAAAUGGCUCGCUUUGCAAAGCAAUAGAGAAUGUGUAUCCUCUUUCUCAACAUGGAAUUUGCAUUCACCAUUUGUUGAAUAAUGUGGUCACACAUUACAUAGGCAAGGGACUGGUCGGAUUGAUUGCAAAAGCUUCCAAAUCUUAUAGAGUCGUUGAUUACGAGAAGCUAUUCCAUGCCGUGUGCAAUAUAAGUCCAGCUAUUGGAAAAUAUUUAACAGAUGCAGAAGUUGGAAAGUGGGCUCGCUGUCAGUUUCCAGGAUACAGGUACGACAUGAGGACGACAAAUCCAGCUGAAUCAAUAAACUCUGCUUUGCGCAGACCAAGAGAGUAUCCAGUGAUUCCUUUGUUGGAUAGCAUCAGAGAAAUGCUGACCCGUUGGUUCUUCGAACGUCGAAAUCUAAGCAGGAAGCACACUAAACCAUUAACUAUUGCUAUCGGAAAAAAGAUAGAUAGGCGGAUUAGAAAGGGUAGAACGUUUCUUGUCCAGCCGGUUAACGAGCAUCGUUUUUUGGUUCUUGGAGAUACAAUUGACUGCCUGGUUGAUUUGGACAGAAGAACUUGCUCAUGUGGGAAAUACGAUCUGCUAAAAAUUCCAUGUAGACAUGCCAUCAAGGCUGGUUUGACAGUUGGUCGAACCCCAUCCUCGCUAACGGAUGACGUCUACACUACUGCCACAUGGAGAACAGCUUAUCAAGAAACUAUAAAUCCAAUAGGUGUUCCUGAGGAUAGUUGGGUUGUUCCAGAUGUAGUUGGCAAUACUAAUGUGCUUCCUCCUGAAUCAAGAAGAGGAGCAGGAAGGAGAAGAAAACGCAGGUACGUAACAGUUGAAGACAAGCUCCGUUCAUCGCAAGGAAGUCAACAAAAAAGGAGACGCAAAUGCAGUCGUUGUGGCGAAGAAAAUCAUAACAGGGCUACAUGUGACAGAGCUAUUUAA